AUGGAGGAAGAAAAACGCGUAUCGUUAUUUGGAAAUAGUGGUGCUUGCAGUGCCUGUGGACAGUCCAUUCCUGCUGCAGCAUACUUAAUUCGCGCUGUAGUUUCACUUGCUGUCUCUUUCCUUUUCCAGUGUUUUACAUGCUCUACCUGCCGGAAUCGCCUGGUCCCCGGAGAUCGGUUUCACUACAUCAAUGGCAGUUUAUUUUGUGAACAUGAUAGACCUACAGCUCUCAUCAAUGGCCAUUUGAAUUCACUUCAGAGUAAUCCACUACUGCCAGACCAGAAGGUCUGCUAAAAGGUCAGAGUAAUGCAGAAUGCGUGCCUUCAUCUCAAAUUUUGUUCAUCACAGAUGGAUCCCAUGUCUCCAAGUAGACAAGUCACCUUUGUAGCUAGCAUCAAUGCCAGCUCCAUACCAUUGCACCUUCUUUAUUCUUGAUUGCCCUUCCCACAUUUAUUGGUGUAUUAAAAUGACUGAAUAUGAACAUUAAGGACUCCAUGAACCUGGGCUAAUGGGAGACUGUAGAGAAAAUGAAAAAAGAUCCA
This is a messenger RNA of Egretta garzetta (little egret), 542 nucleotides long. It is a transcript of the gene LMO4, whose product is annotated as LIM domain only 4. The transcript has 4 exons. NCBI's taxonomy places the organism in Eukaryota, Metazoa, Chordata, Aves, Pelecaniformes, Ardeidae. The record is from RefSeq and is a predicted model, not a curated record. The coding region runs from base 1 to 294 and encodes 97 amino acids.